AUGGGGAAACUACUUGCCCUUCUUGAACAGGGCGCCAGCCCAAACAAGGAGCACAAGACCUACACUGCCUUCCAUCUUAGUGCCAAACUCGGCUCUAUCGAGCAGAUGGAAAUUCUUCUGGAUUAUGACGCAGACGUGAACCUCAAGAGUCGAGCCCAUGCAGACACGCCCUUGCACAUGGCAACGUAUAGCCGGAACCCCCGGAAAGUGCAGCUGCUGAUCAACCGCGGCGCAGAUGUAAACGCCCAUGACCCUGGUAGUGAACCAAUAUUGCAUCAAGCUCUGACUUCGGGAUGUGGUGUGGAUAUAAUCACAAUGCUACUAGGCAACAAUGCAUCAGUGACUGCAGAAAAUCAUACGGGCCGGACAGCAUUACAUCAUGCUGUUUACUUGUAUCAAGAAGACAAGGCCAGGAUUUUACUAGAGUACGGAGCGAAUCCAAACGCGCGCGAUCUGGACGGAAGAACUCCUUUACACUCUGCCGUUGCUUCGGACAGAAUAAGUUUGGAUUUUAUUCGACAUCUCGUGGCGGUUGGUGCGGAUAUUAGAAUCGAGGAUAAUGAUGGACGGACGUCGUUGCACGAAGCCGUCCACCAUAGACGACAAGAAGUUAUCCGCUUCCUGAUGGAGCAGACUCCAAAUUAUCGGAGUCUGUAUCCGGAGCUUGAGAAACACAUUGAAGUCGCACUGUCUGGGAAAAGCAUGCUUGGAUUGUUUCUUCCGUGA
This is a messenger RNA of Penicillium odoratum, 726 nucleotides long. RefSeq names its product ankyrin repeat domain-containing protein. Gene Ontology annotation, molecular function: protein binding. Gene Ontology annotation, cellular component: nucleus; cytoplasm. The coding region runs from base 1 to 726 and encodes 241 amino acids. Lineage: Eukaryota; Fungi; Ascomycota; Eurotiomycetes; Eurotiales; Aspergillaceae. The transcript has a single exon. The record is from RefSeq and is a predicted model, not a curated record.